AUGACUGCCUUGCGUCUUCUUCCUUCGAAGCUGCUGCGUUCGGCUGCUGCUCCGGCAACACGCAUGCCAAUCGCUGCUUCUGCGCGUUCGUUCUCGCAGAGCGUGUCUGCAUUCAAGAUCAAGCAUUGGGAUGCUCCUAACCGUCACAAAGUCAGCCCCGAUGAGAUGCCCAUCAAUCCCGGCCCGAAUCCGGACCCGAAGAACAUUGGUGUGAAUGCAGUGUUGAACUUGCGUCCUGAGUCGUUGAACCGCCACACAACAUCGAUCUUCGCAGAGUUUUCCCUGGAAGGCAAGACCGCUGUAGUGACUGGCGGUAACCGUGGCCUCGGUCUAGAGAUGGCUCUUGCGUUUGUAGAGGCGGGGGCUCAUGUGUAUGUGAUUGAUCAAGCCCCUGAGCCGUGCGAAGACUUCAAGCGCGUCGCUGAGCACUGCCACAUGCUGAACCGACAGAUCGAGUUUAUUACUGCCGAUGUCACAAAUGCGGAUCAAAUGAACGAAGCAAUGCGUUAUAUCGAGAAAGACUCGCGCACUCGCUCACUCGACAUUUGCGUGGCGAACGCUGGUAUCAUGCAGACGCACCCAGCGAUCGACUACCCGGCUGAUGAGUUCCGUAAGGUGAUGGAAGUCAACACGACUGGUGUUUUCAUUACUGCCCAGGCCGCUGCUCGUGUGAUGCGUCAACGUCCAGAGUUGACGGGCUCUAUCAUUCUGACGGCAUCUAUGUCGGGCACGGUUGUGAACCGUGACCAAGAGUGGACUGCUUACAACACGAGUAAGUCGGCUGUGCUUCAGCUGGGCCGUAACCUGGCUGCUGAAUGGGGUCCAUACGGCAUUCGUGUCAACACCCUCUCGCCUGGUUACUUCCGCACGAACCUUGUGGCCGAUCAGCUUGACUCGAACCCGGAGCUGCUCCAGCGCUGGAGCGAAGCCAACCCAAUGGGUCGCAUUGGUUACCCGCACGAGCUCCGUGGUGUCGUUGUCUGGCUUGCUAGCAAUGCUUCGUCGUUCUGUAAUGGCGCUGAUAUCAUUGUUAGCGGUGGUCAUACUAUCUGGUAA
Molecule: messenger RNA, 1056 nt
Organism: Malassezia globosa CBS 7966
Lineage: Eukaryota; Fungi; Basidiomycota; Malasseziomycetes; Malasseziales; Malasseziaceae
Exons: 2
Coding region: 1-1056 (351 amino acids)
Cellular component (GO): intracellular anatomical structure
Molecular function (GO): oxidoreductase activity, acting on NAD(P)H, oxygen as acceptor
Source: RefSeq, a predicted model, not a curated record